UCUUAUCCAGUUGGAAGUUCGGAAAGGAAAUCUCCUGGCCUCCGUGUCUGCCAUGUCUGAGAAUAAUAUUGCUCCAGCACCGGCACCGACCCCACUGUCCUCGGCGCGCGCGUGUGAUCUCUGUCGCAGGCGCAAGAUCCGUUGUGAGAGAGUAUUUCCAUGCUCGAACUGUCAGCGUAUGAACGUCGAAUGCAAGUCAUCGAGGCGCACUACAAGGCAAAAGCAGAAGCGCACGUUAAUAUCCGCUGAAUACGAGGCCAAGAUUGAUCACAUCGAUAAAAGUCUCGCCCAACUUUCUCGUCUCGUGGAGCAGCUACACACAAGCGGCUUAAGUCUCCCUCAAUCGUCGGAGCCUGCCAGAUCCGCUCAGGCGUCUGUCAGCUCUACAGUCUUCCCUGGCUGGUCCCGCAGAGCUGCGGUACCAUUGAUCGAUGGGAACAUCAGGUCGUCAAACGACAGGACUGUCACACGGCCAAAGACUGAAAAUGAAGCGUUGGUUGAGGGGAGGUCGUCUUUGACAGCGCAUUCUGAAUUUGCCAUUGGUGUCUUGCAAAAUAUGGUUGGAUGCCAUAGAGGUAUUGCCGAUAAUUCUGAGAUCACUGGUCUGCUUGACUCGCUGCGCGACAUGGUCGACGCCUUCAAUCGCCAACGUCUAUCUCCAAAGAUUCUGUUUCCUCUGGCCAAUUCAGUAUCCCCCGAAGAUGGUGACACUUAUCCAAUGCCCCCACUAGAGUCUGUCUUUGCAAUGAUUUACAAUGCACAAGCGGAGGAUAGCCUUUUUUACGGCUGUCUUUCAUAUUUUCUCGGCCCGCGCACUCUGUCGGAUUUAUGCUUGAAAGUAUAUUUCUCUAAAGUCUACUCCGAUGCUGAGUUCAUCAUCCUCAACGCAUCCAUGCUCUUUGUGUCUGGCGACAUCCACGGCCCAUGCAAUGAUGAUGAACAGUUUCAGAUGAAGUGUCGGGUAAAUCUUGAAACUAUGCUUUCCGGCCUCUCCUUGUACAUCAAAGCCAGCUAUGACAUGAUCCUCGCGCUCGUUUUAGGGGCCAUGUACGCGAUUGAUAUCUCGAGUCCAUCAUUAGCCUGGACAUUGGUGGGCGCAGCGUCGCAGGCCUCACAUUAUCUCGGCUUGCACACUCGCGACGGGUGUAUGGAGGUGUCAUCACCCACUCCGAGUCAAAGGGUGUUGCUCUUCUGGGCGGUUUACUUUUUGGAAAAGUCCCUUUGUCUCCGGCUCGGUCGUUCGUCUACGAUCUCAGAUUGUGAUAUUACGGCCCCUAGGCCUGCUCAUCUACCUGAGACUCAUUCCCAUAGUCUUGUAUACUUUAAUCAGCAGGUCAGGUUUGCCAGUCUAGCAGGGAGUGUCUAUGAGCAGCUCUACUCGGGAGAUGCGCUGCAGCUUCCCGCGGAGGCACGAACAAAUCGGGCUCGGGAGCUGGCAGAACAGCUUGACAGACAUGCUACGGAGGCAUGCGAGGCAUAUCAACAUUGGGAUCGAUCGACCACGGACAGCCACUCCAAAGAACAUCUGCGAUUUAUUUCUGCGUCCGACGACAUCACGCGCCUUACAAUGCUCACUCUCGUGCACCGAGCCAUGCCUGUGGGGCGGGACAGUGUAACGACUUUUAAUAGAGAUUGUGUCUCGUCCGCCAGAGCAGCUCUAGAGAGGCAUCGCGCGUUCAUCACGGAGCUAGGAAUCGCGGGCUCACCACAUGUAUCCACCUAUAUUAACUGGACGAUCCUUUUUACUCCCUUCAUCCCUUUUCUCGUCCUCUUUUGCCACGUCAUCGAGACCGGUGACCUGGACGAUCUGAAUCGAAUGCAAAUAUUUGUUACAUCUAUGGAAGGGAGCUGCCAAGAAUCCGGCGCCAUUGCCAAGCAUCAUCGGCUGUUCCAGGUCUUUUAUCGUGUGGCGGAGCGCUACACCGAACUAAUGUGCUCGCCCACCCUUAUGCAGGAGGACCGGAGAAAUCUCAAGAGCCAGGUUGACUUACACCUCAGUGCGCUUGGGCUGCAGCCCAAUGGGUCAUACAUGGUUGGCCAACCCACAGCAGAGGCGGGUCCGAUGGCGUCCUCCGCUACUGUUGACAUGGGCCCUUCGGAUCAAGAUUGGCCGCAACAGGGAUUUUUACUGGGAAGCUGGUUCUCGUUUAACCAGCAGAUGAUGGAUCUAAUGGAUCAGAACGACUUUGCGCUUUAGAUAGGGUGAGCCCUGCGCUUAUUGGGGACAAACUACUCGAAUAUUCGUGCGACGUAAAGCACGCUAUAUCUGAUUGCUUCGAGGUCGAGAGCGAGUUCCGUGCUCGAUUUCUGAAACUCUAGAACGUACCAAUGAGCAAAUAAU
Messenger RNA from Aspergillus steynii IBT 23096, 2341 nucleotides. RefSeq lists its product as uncharacterized. Bases 53 to 2197 code for a protein of 714 amino acids. The transcript is spliced from 9 exons. Gene Ontology annotation, biological process: regulation of DNA-templated transcription; DNA-templated transcription. NCBI's taxonomy places the organism in Eukaryota, Fungi, Ascomycota, Eurotiomycetes, Eurotiales, Aspergillaceae. Gene Ontology annotation, molecular function: DNA-binding transcription factor activity, RNA polymerase II-specific; zinc ion binding; DNA binding. The record is from RefSeq and is a predicted model, not a curated record.